This is a messenger RNA of Nyctereutes procyonoides (raccoon dog), 11446 nucleotides long. RefSeq names its product zinc finger protein 596-like. The transcript has 6 exons. The record is from RefSeq and is a predicted model, not a curated record. Bases 8764 to 10533 code for a protein of 589 amino acids. NCBI's taxonomy places the organism in Eukaryota, Metazoa, Chordata, Mammalia, Carnivora, Canidae. Gene Ontology annotation, molecular function: DNA-binding transcription repressor activity, RNA polymerase II-specific. Gene Ontology annotation, biological process: negative regulation of transcription by RNA polymerase II.
UUUACGAUAGUCACACACAGAGAGAGAGAGAGAGGCAGAGACACAGGCAGAGGGAGAAGCAGGCUCCAUGCAGGGAGCCCGACGUGGGACUCGGAUUCCCCAGGAUCACCGCCUGGGCCAAAGGUGGUCCUAAACCUCUGAGCCACCCAGGCUGCCCCUCCACUUUGAGUUUUAUAGAGAAUAUGGACAGGGGAGGGAUCCCUGAGUGGCUCAGCGGGUUUAGCACCUGCCUUCGGCCUGGGGCAUGAUCCUGGAGUCCCGGGAUCGAGUCUCACGUCAGGCUCCCUGCAUGGAGCGUGCUCCUCCCUCUGCCUGUCUCUGCCUCUUUUGCUCUCUCUCUGUGUCUCUCGUGAAUAAAUAAAUACAAUCUUUAAAAAAAACUUUAAAAAAAAAAGAAUAUGAACAGGGGAGUCUCCAUCACAUGGAGUGAGACCUCUUGGGUCUGUAUUGGGUGCCUAUCUCCCUGUGACAAACUGAGCCCAUAAGGUGGGUGUCUGAGUAAACUACACUCUGUGUAUCGUGUCCCUGAGUCUGUUUCCUUGGAUCCCUUUUUCAAGAGAAAAUCCAUUCCUACAUAAGCAGUGUUUGUUAUAUAGAAAUUACUCUUUGAGGUUAUAAAUUACUUCAUAUAAUCAUGGGAAUUUGCCUUAUGCAUGGGCUUUCUCGUGGGUGUCAACAGGGGACAGUGUAGGGACUUGUUAUUCUCUUACUGUUUUCUGAAAUGAACACUGCUUAUGUUCUAUCAGAUAAACACCCAGUUUCCCUGGACUGCUAACUUUAAGGACAGAAGGAACCAACAGUAGGAAGCCAAUUGUCUCACACUCAAUUUAAAUAUCUUUAAUUUUUUUCCUUUAAUAACUGAGAGGGGUAAAUAUAAGGAGCCCAGUCUCAGCAGUUUUAUCUUAACACUUCCAUCCAUUUUCCUUUCAUAAUGAAACUUCCCUAUGGUCUUUUGUUUGCCAAAAAAUACACAAACGGAUUUUAAUACUUGUUUGCCAGAGCUGAACAAUGAACAAAAAUGAGAUUUAAUAAAUAUUAAAACCUGGGUGGUUAAUUGUCACCAGAGGGAUGUUAACUGGGACUUUCACUGCUGCAGUACACAGACCACCUGCUAAUUCCUGACAGGCUUGCCUCACCCCAGGGCAUUUGCACUGGUCUCCCCAGGCCUCUUCAUGAAUAUCUGCCAGCAGCACUUUUCAGUCUACACAAAUGUUGCUUUAUUAGCCCUGCAUUCUAUGAACACUUUUUAAAGAAAUUUUUAUUAUUUAUUUAUUUUUUAUUUAAAGAUUUUUAUUUAUCCAUUCAUAAGAGACAAAGGGAUAGAGACAUAGGCAGACAGAGAAGCAGGCUCCCUGUGGGGAGCCCCAGGUGGGAUGUGGUACUCUAGGAUCAUGCUCUGAGCCAAAGGCAGACUCUCAACCGCUGAGCCACCCAGCCAUCCCUCCGAACACGUUUUUAAAACACUUUUUCUUCCCUAACAACAAAUAUUUAUUCAGCUCUUUGUAUUUACAAUUGUGCCUACAAUUUAUUUUUUAAAUUUAUAUUUUUAAAGAUUUUACUUAUUUAUUCAUGAGAGACAGAUUGAGAGAGAGGCAGAGACACAGGCAGAGGGAGAAGCAGGCUCCAUGCACCGGGAGCCCGACGUGGGACUCGAUACCGGGUCUCCAGGGUCCUGCGUUGCGCUGAAAGCAGCGCUAAACCACUAAGCCACCCAGGCUGCCCUGUGCCUACAAUUUAAGGGGGGGGAGCUUCUGUCUUUGGAUUUUUUUUUUUCCUAUAGAGAUCCUUGUAAGCAUUUAUUCCUAUAAUAAUUACCCAAGUUCUGGGCCUUUUUUUUUUUUUUUUUAAGAUUCUAUUUAUUUAUUCAUGAGAGACAAAGAGGGAGGCAGAGACACAAGCAGAGGGAGAAGCAGGCUCCAUGCAGGGAGCCCGAUGCUGGACUCGAUCCCAGAACUCCAGGAUCACACCGUGAGCCAGAUGCAGAUGCUCAACUGCUGAGCCACCCAGGCCUCCCAAGUUCUGGGUCUUGAAUCCAUAUGUCUGUGGCCUAUUGCCCCUGCCAUUCUACAGAGUGGAUGCCAUAUUAGCAGGCAUGAAAACAACAUUCAUCUCAUUGUCCCAUCUCUGUCAGAGCUCUUGGGUGACCAGGCACAUUGUCAAGGAUUAGUAAUAUUUUGAAAUGAAUCUUCUUUUGAACAAAAGGUCUCAACACUGAGCUUAAAAUAUUCAGUAAACCAUGUCGUAGGCAGAUGUACUGUCACCCAGACUGUAUUGUUCCAUUUAUAUGUAGGGCGCAGGCAGAGUAGAUUUAGCAUUCUUCUGAAAGGCCCUAGGAUUUUCAGAAUGGUAGGUGGGCAUUGGCUUCCACUUAAGAGUCACCAGCUGCAUUAGCUCCUAACAGGAGAGUCAGCCUGUCCUUUGAAGCUUUGAAGGUAAGCAUUGGUGUAUCUGAAAGUCCUAGAUGGCAUCUUUUUUGUUUGGUCUACACUAAUGAUCUGUUAGUUGAGUGUAGCUACCUUCCUGAAUUCUCUGAGCUAGAUCUUCUGGAGGACCUGCUGCAGCUUCUCCAUCAGCAUCUGCUGCUUCACCUUGUGCUUUCAUUUUUUUUUUUUUUUAAGAUUUUAUUUAUUCAUGAAAGACAGAGAGAGAGAGGCAGAGACACAGGCAGAGGAAGAAGCAGGCUCCCAUGCAGGAAGAGCCUGACAUGGGACUCGAUCCUGGGUCUUCAGGUUCAGGCCCUGGGCUGAAGGCAGUGCUAAACCACUGUGCCACCAAGGCUGCCCUACCUUGUGCUUUCAUGUGAUGGAGGUGGCUUCUUUCCUCAGUCCUCACCAGUCACCCUCUGCUGGCUUCAGACUUUUCUUCUAUAGCCUCCUCACCUCUGUCAGCCUUCACAGAACUGAAUUCAGAUGGGACUUUGCUCUGGGUGAGGUUUUGACUUGGGGAAUGUUGCGUUCCAUCCAGACUCUUCAGACUUUCUCCAUAUCAACGAUAAAUCUGUUUCCCUUUCUUAGCAUCCACCUGUUCACUGGACUAGCGCUUCUAAUUUCCUUUAAAAACUCUUCCUUUGAAUUCAUAGCCUGGCCAGCUGUUUGGCACAAGAGGCCUAGCUUUUAGCCUACCUUUUGAUAUAUCUUCUCUACUAUUUUUUUAAAAAUAUUUUAUUUAUUUAUUCAGAGAGAGAGAGAGAGGCAGAGAUCCAGGCAGAGGGAGAAGCAGGCUGAGGGAGAAGCAGGCUCCAUGCAGGGAGCCCAAUGUGGGACUCGAUCCCCUGGUCUGCAGGAUCACACCCUGGGCUGCAGGCGGCGCUAAACUACUGUGCCACUGGGGCUGCCCUUCUCCACUAAAUUUAAUCAUUUCUAGCUUUUGCUUUAAAGUGAGACACAUAGGACUCUUCACUUGAACACUUAAGAGGCCAGUGUAGGGUUAUUAAUUAGCCUGAUGUCAAUAUUGUUGUGUCUCCUGGAAUAGAGGCCCAAGGAGAGGGCAAGAGACGGGAGAUCAGCAGGUAGUGGAGUGGUCAGAACACAUUUAUUGGUCAAGUUAGCCAUCUUAUAUGAGCACAGCUCAUGGCACCCCAAAACAAUGGCAGUAGUAACAUCAAAGAUCAUGAUAACAAAUGUAAUAAUAACAAAAACAUUUGAAAUAUUGUGAGAAUUACCAGCAUGUGACACACAGAUGACAAAGUGAGUUAAUGGUAUUGGAAAAUGGCAGCUGUCAACAUGGCACUGCCACACACCUAUGUAAAAAUACUGUGUGCAAAGUGCAUUAAGUAGAGGUGUGCCUGUAGUUAGGACCUGGAGGGGAAGGAGUUCUCUGUCCUUCCAGGCCAGGGACAUUGCCCUCAGUAUGCCCUCCUGCUCAUCUCCAGGCAGAUGAAACUUAUAUGCAGACUCUUCUCUUCUUCCAUUAGCCCUGGGCAAAGAGAAAGCCCAUCCAACACAGAUGUCUUCAGGUCAGAUUGAUUGAAAUCCUAAUGACUAAUACUUGACAUGCAUCAAAAUAACUACACGUUCCAAGUGUAAAUUAUACUGUUAGUGUUAUUUUUCCCAUAAAUAGAAUGUUUCAAGUAUCAUUUAAUAAUACAAAAAUGUUUAUAAGUCUCAGGACCUAUCUCAAUAAAUAAAAGAACAAAUUACUUCUGAAGAAAAUGAUCAGGCAGUGUUUUCAUUAUAGGCAGAAGCAGUUGAUUCCAGAAAGAAGUUUGUCUUUUUUUUUUUCCAGUGUAUUUAUAUCGAAUAUAAAAGCAAGCCUAUAAUAACUCAACUGUGAGUAUUGCUUUUAUAGCAAGCAUUUAAGGUAAUGGAGGACUACUCAGUUUCCAUGGUUCUCUCAUAUCCUCCUGUCUUGGCCAGCCUGCUCACUCUGCAGUGAGGCAACAGUGACCUCUCUUCGUCAGAGAGGCGUGUGUGCUGUGGGAGACUCUGAACAAGGCUUGUGCCAGACACAGACAUAGUUAUGCUAGAGGAAAAAAAAAGGAUAAAUUGUCAAGCUCUGUGUUGUUUAAAGGCUAACUUAGCAGAUACAAUUUAAAGAAAUUAAAAAGAAAAACCUGUGUAUAUAAUCCUAAAGGAUAUCCAUCCUAUUCUUUAGGAGAACUCUUGUGUAAAAUACAGAUAUUUUAGUUAAUUUUUUGAAAAUUUAUUUGAGCAAAGUCUUAAUAUAUACUCAUGGAGGGAUGCUUGGGUGGCUCAGCGGUUGAGUGCCUCCCUUAAGCCCAGGGUGUGAUCCUGGAGCCCUGGGAUGGAGUCCCACAUCAGGCUCCCUGUAUGGAGCCUGCUUCUCCCUCUCUCUCUGUGUCUCUCAUGAAUACAUAAAUAAAAUCCCCCCCCCACCCAAAAAAAGAAUACAUACCCAUGAAGAUAUGAAUAAGUUUGGAGAUUUUUUUUCCCCCCUGGUAACAACUUGUGUAAAUUGCUGAGACAAGCAAAAUCUUCUGUGGCCCAGGAGCUGGGAGCAGAGCACAGUCAGGUAAGCCACAUGGACGAGCUAGGGCAGCAUCUAGAGGAUUUCAGGGCCUGAAGAUUGUGGCAGGUCUCAAGGUCCUACUUCAAGGUCACUGAGAAAGCAUGGAAGAAAUUAGAGCUGGAGAGUGUUGGAAUCAAUUUGUAUUUGUAAGUGAAAUCAGUCCCACCCAGCCCCACUGGGGAUGGGAGAGGUUGCUGCAGGUAGAGCUCUGUAAACUCUUCAACCAGUUUUAGAAGGUCAUGCACCCCACCUCCAAGGGGACCCUACUGGACCUUACCCCACGUAUCUCUUCAUCUGACUGUUCAUUUUUGUCCUUUUUUUUUUUUUUAAGAUUUUAUUUAUUUAUUCAUGAGAGACACAGAGAGAGAGAAAGAGGCAGAGACGUAGGCAGAGGGAGAAGCAGGCUCAACGCAGGAAGCCCAAUGCAGGGCUCGGUCCUAUGUCCCCAGGAUCACACUCUGACCCAAAGGCAGACGCUUAACUACUGAGCUACCCAGGCGUCCCCAUUUUUGUCCUUUAUACUGAACUAGUAAACCUAAGGAAAGCUUUUCCUAAAUUCUGUGAGCCAUUCUAGAAAAUUACCAAACCUAAUGUGAGGGGUUAUGGGAAGCCCUGGACUUGCAGUGUGCUCAGCAGAGGUGUGAGUAGCUGGGGCAUUACCUUUGUGGCUGGCCUCUGAAAUAGAGGAAAGCUUGUGGGAUCUGAUGCUGACUCCAGGAAGACACUAUCAGAGUUGGAUGCAACGCUAAGGACACCCAGUUGCUGUCAGAGAAUUAGUUACUGGUGUGAAAGAAAAAGGACUACUUAUUCGAAUUUUGGAUUUUGAGAACUGACUGCUGUCUGUUACAGGGUAUUGAUCAUUAAAUGGGUGGAAGAAAUGGAUGUAUUAGGGAGAUAAGGCAAAACUAACAAAAGAGGAUCUUUGUUACCUGAUUUUUUUUAAGGUUUUAUUUAUUUAUUUGAGAGAGAAAGAGAACAUGAGUGCAGAGGUGGGGCAGAGGGAGAAGCAGGCUCCCUGCUGAGCAAGGAGUCUGAUGUGGGGCUUGAUUCCAGGACCCCAGGGUCAUGACCUGAAACAGAGGCAGACACUUCACCGAUGUAGCCACCCAGGCACCCCUGACCUCAGAUAUCUUUGAGUAUAAGCCAUAUAACCAAGCAUUAGGACAAUUGGGACACAACUGCAUUUUCUUGUCCUAGAUACAUGGGAAAAGGAAUAAAUGGGGAUUGGAAUGGACAGUAACAGUGAUGGCAUUGGGGGUGGAAGACUGCAUGUGGACUCAGCCGUGGGAGGAGUGACUCUGGUGGGAGGAGUGACUCUGAACUCAGGCUGAGAGGAGGGAAGGCAGGUAUUGCUAGAUGGUCUAUGUGCCUUGAUGUGACAGGGGCACUCCUGUUCUACCUAGGAGUCGUUUAUACCCCUGAAGAGGACCAUGUUUACAGAUCGGAGCUUGGGAAGCAGACCAAAAGUCAAGCACUAGCUGUGUAAUUCUUUAGCCAUGUAAUUUCAUCAUAUUACUGAAGCUUUCUGAAACUGCAUUUAAUGCCAUUUGUUAAAUAAGUAAAUGUUUUAGUUAUCCUAGGCUUCUGUAACGAAACACCACAGACUUACUUGGUGGCUUAGACAACACAUUAAAUUUUCAUAGUUCUGAAUCCUGGAAAGUCCCCAGACCUAGGUGUCAGCAGAUGGAAGACUUGGGGAUGGGCCAUUUCUGGGCUUGCAGAAGCCUGGCCCUCAGUGCCAGUGUGGCAGAGAGAGAACUGUGCUCGGUUGCCCUGAUAGUGACACCAGUUUCUUCAUAGGAGCCCUGCUCCAUGACCUCAUCUAAACCAAAUUAGCUCCCAAAGGCCUCACCUCCACCUACCAUCAUCCUGAGAAUUAGGGCUUUGACAGAUGGAUUUGCUUGGGGCUGGAGGGGACAAGGGGGUUUAGUCCAUAACAGUAAAUAUACCAAAAUGAGCAGGGUCUAAGUAUUAAGUAAGUGAAUGUGCUUAAAUUUCCAAGCAGAGAGUCCUAUUUCUUAAACUUUAAUUUUGUCUUACUAAUUUCCUGGACUCUAGGUAUAAAGAGGGGAGUUAAAUCUACUUUUGUUUGUGAUAUAAUGUCAUUUUUCCAUUCUUAUACAAUUAAGUACUAGCAAAUUUGGUAAGAAUUUAAGUUUGCCAAACUUUAUUUUUUUUUUAAAGAUUUUACCCACUUAUUCAUAGACACACAGAGAGAGAGGCAGAGACAGAGGCAGAGGGAGAAGCAGGCUCCAUGCAAGGAGCUCAAUGUGGGACUCGAUCCGGGGUCUCCAGGAUCACACCCCAGGCUGCAGGCGGCGCCAAACCGCUGCGCCACCAGGGCUGCCCUUUUUUUAUUUUUUAAGAAGUUUUACUUAUUUAUUCAUGAGAGACAGAGAGAGGCAGAGACAUAGGUAGAGGGAGAAGCAGGCUCCCCAUGGGGAGCCCCAUGCAGGACUCGAUCCUAGGACCCCCGCUGGAUCACAACCUGAGCCAAAGGCAGAUGCUCAACCACUGACCCACCAGGUGCCCCCCAAGAAACUGUUUUAAAGAGACUAAAUCACUUGUCCAGGGUCCCCCUGUAGUAAAUGACAGUGACCGUCUGUGAAGAACCCAAACGUGUCUGCCUCCUGAGGGUGCCGAUGGGCCAGGGCUUCAUUAGCAAACAGAUGGCCUUCCAAGUGGGUGACCUGCAGUGAAAUUAAUAAAGGGACUAUUUUAUCCCAGGACCCCAGGAUCAUGCCCUGAGCCAAAGGCAGACGCUUAACCGCUGAGCCACACAGGCAUCCUUAUUUAUUUUAAAGAUUAUUUUUUUUUGAAAGAGAGCGCAGAUGGAGGUGGGUGAGGAAGAGGAAAAGAGAGAAGCAGACUCUGCUGAACCCCACGCAGGGCUGGACGCAGGAGAUCAUGACUUGAGCCAAAAUCAGAAACUUCACGGACUGAGCCACCCAGGCACCCCGAUAAAGUUUACCAGAACUUUAAAAUACAGAUUUAUGAAAUUCUGGGGUGUUGUUUGUGCUGAUGAUUAAUGUAGGAUGGUAUUCCAGUUAUAACUUUACUAAAUGUUAGAUUGAACAAAUAUAUUUCCCUGUAAGUCCCCUGCAUUCUACAUUUUCUUUUUUUUUUUUAAUUUUUAUUUUUAUUUUAUUUUUUAUUUUAUGAUAGUCACAGAGAGAGAGAGAGAGAGAGGCAGAGACAUAGGCAGAGAGAGAAGCAGGCUCCAUGCACCGGGAGCCCGAUGUGGGAUUCGAUCCCGGGUCUCCAGGAUCGCGCCCUGGGCCAAAGGCAGACGCCAAACCGCUGCGCCACCCAGGGAUCCCAACAUUCUACAUUUUCUAAGCAGGGACUUUUAGGUUUGCAGUUCAGGGAAGGAAUUAAAUAACCCUACAAAAAAGUUUCUGGGUAACUUAUAAAUUGAAUGAUUUUCAUUUCCUGUGUGAAAAUAGAAGGGAAUGUUCAUAUUUUAUUUACUAGCAUUGGUAGUCAAAGCCUUCUCACUUGAGAUCCACGCUGAUGUGAGAGUUCUCCCACUUGUCUGAGGGCCAUGGCGUGUUCCUGAAAGGGGGUUGGGGGGUUGCAUGCAGGUGCAUUGGGGUUUUGUGGUCAGGGUCUCUGGUAAGACUGGAGUCUCUUGGCUUCUCUCUCCUUGCCCAGCUUUUCCUCCUUACUUCUUGGACUGUCCGUGAGUGGGGAGAUCCAGAGGAGGUGAGGUGGUGGCUGAAUUCCUGAGAAUGCAACUGCAGAAAAACAGGAUUAACAUCCAGAGAACUGCUACCACGAGAAUUGGUGUUAAGAAUGGAGAGCUCGCUGCCAGAGGGAUCACUCUGGGGCUGUCCUUCAGAAGAGCCAUCUCAGGAGUCCCACGCUCUCCUGCAGGACCUGUCUGCCUUCAUUGACUCUAAAGAACAAGACUCUGUGACCUUCAAAGAUGUAGCUGUAGACUUAACCCAGGAAGAGUGGACCCUGAUGGAUAGGUCCCAGAGAAAGCUGUACAUUGAUGUAAUGCUGGAGAAUAUCACUCAUCUGGUCUCCGUAGGCUGUCAGUUCUUCCAGUCAGAUAUGAUUGCCCAGUGGGAGCAAGGAGGGGAGCUGUGGAAGGAAGAGAGAGGACUGGCCCAAGGCUGGGGUCCAGUUAUUUCAGGCUUGGAAAACAGCUAUCAAAAACAAGAAAUAAUAUCUAUGGAAGACAUCUGCAGGGAGGAUGCAUCUAACUACAAGACAAUAAUACAGAAAUGUCACUCAGGAGAAGACCCCUUUGCACAUAUUGGGUAUGAUGGAGUUUUCACUCACCCCUACACAUUGACUCAGCAUGUUUUAACUCACACUGGACAGAGACCCUAUAAAUGGAGUGAAUGUGGAAAACCUUUCAGUCAUAGAAAUGACCUAUAUAGACACCAGAAACCUUAUAUGGAAGGCAAACUUUAUAAAUGUAACGAAUGUGAGAAAUAUUUCCAUAAUAGAAGAAAGCUUUGCAUACACCAGAGAAUUCACACGGGAGAGAAACCCUAUAAAUGUGAUGAAUGUGGAAAACACUUCAGUCGAAACUCCCACCUUCGUUCCCAUAAAAUAACUCACACAGGAGAGAAUCCAUUUGUCUGUAAUCAGUGUGGGAGUCAUUUCAGGUAUUUUUCAUCUUUAACUAGACAUAAGCAUAUUCAUUCUGGAGAGAAGCCUUAUGAAUGUCAUCUGUGUGGAAAAGCCUUUGUUCAAAGCUCUUAUCUUAAACAACACGAGAGAACUCACACUGGAGAGAAACCAUAUAAAUGUCUCCUAUGUGGAAAAGCCUUUGUUACAAGCUCCAAUCUUCGAGAACAUGAGAGAACCCAUACGGGAGAGAAACCAUAUAAAUGUCAUCUAUGUGGGAAAGCCUUUGUUCAAAGCUCUUGUUUUAGACAACAUGAGAGAACCCACACUGGAGAGAAACCAUAUAAAUGUCAUCUGUGUGGGAAAGCCUUUAUUACAAGCUCUUGUCUUAAAAAACACGAGAGAACCCACACUGGAGAGAAACCAUAUAAAUGUCUCCUAUGUGGAAAAGCCUUUGUUACAAGCUCCAAUCUUAGAGAACACGAGAGAACCCACACUGGAGAGAAACCAUAUAAAUGUCCUCUAUGUGAAAAAGCUUUUGUUACAAGUUCUAAUCUUCGAGAACAUGAGAGAACUCACACUGGAGAGAAACCAUAUAAAUGUCAUCUAUGUGGAAAAGCCUUUGUUACAAGCUCUUGUCUUCGAGAACAUGAGAGAACUCACACUGGAGAGAAACCAUAUAAAUGUCCUUUAUGUGGAAAAGGCUUUGUUACAAGCUCUUGUCUUAGAAAACAUGAGAGAACCCACACUGGAGAGAAACCAUAUAAAUGUCCUCUAUGUGGGAAAGCCUUUGUUACAAGUUCUAACCUUAGAGAACAUGAGAGAACUCAUACUGGAGAGAACCCAUAUAAAUGUCCUCUAUGUGGAAAAGCCUUUGUUGAGAGCCCUAAUCUUAGAGAACUUGAGAGAACUCAUGCUGGAGAGAACCCAUAUAAAUGUCCUCUAUGUGGAAAAGCUUUUGUUACAAGCUCUUGCCUUUGAAGACAUGAAAGAACUCAACUCUAAAUGCAGUAAAUUAACACAGAAGAGCCUUCAGCCACAGCUCAAACCAAUCCCAGAACUCCUAAAUGGGGGAAAUUCUAUGGCCAUAUUCCUUAUGGAAGUGCUUUCAUUUCUAAUUUAUCAUUACAGAACAUGAGUGAACUUCAUUUGGAGGAACCUUAUAUUUAUAAUAAAGGAGGAAGCGACAUUAAAUGAUCUCCGGAUGUAGGAUGCAGAAGAAUAUUCACUAUGAAUAAUCUAACCCCCCUAAAAUGGGAAAUUACACAAUUACAGAUGGAGGUCACUCUAGUAGAAUAGCAAAAAUUAAUGCUGGAGAGCUUAUUCAUUGUAAUAUGCAUGGAAAAAAUCUUUAUUAGUAGAAAAACUUGUAGGCAUGUGAAGUUUCACACUCUGUAGAAUAGAGAAUGAAUGGAAGUCUUCAGUGAUUUUUAAUUCUUUAGUCAACAUGCAAUUUUCUCACACUGUAUAUAUGCCAUUGCUAAAAUCAGAUGAAAGGUUAGAGUUUGCAUCAGAAAUUCCCAACUAGGAAAAACAUAUCAAGGAUAAACAACAUAAACAACAGCUUAGACAUUAUAGUUUUGCCUAAUGGCUUAUUAUAAAAGUGUAAGAAACGUGGGAUUAUGACAUCUGGGAAUUUUAAAUGCAGGAUUUUGUGACAAUAAUGUUUUUUUUUUUUUAAUUAGUACUUAGAAAUGCAUAUGAAGCAAAGUUGUUGCUAGAAAAUCCAUUACAUUGGUCAGGUCCUAUUUUCCAUACAGCAAUAAUUAUGAUUGGGUUCAACUAGAAAUAACUUUGAAUAUUAACUGUAAAACAACACAGGAUGAUGUGUCAUUACAACAUAUUGUUAACCCUGUAUGUAGAUCUUGAUGAAUUAAAUAUUGAUACAUGGAUA